This is a messenger RNA of Paramecium sonneborni, 1449 nucleotides long. The record is from the annotation of a GenBank genome assembly. Lineage: Eukaryota; Ciliophora; Oligohymenophorea; Peniculida; Parameciidae.
AAAUGAUUAGUUCAAUAGUGUUUAUAAAUCAUAAGGGUGAAAUCUUGAUAUAUAGGGUUUAUAAGGAUGAUAUAACAAGAAGUGAGACAACACAAUUCUGUGCUAAGAUUGUGGCAACAAAAGAAAAUAAAGAAUGCCCAAUAAUAAAUAUAGAUGGUAUUAAAUGAUAUUUUAAAAAAUACAGGAACGUCAUUUAUUCACAUUACUAUAAAAGACAUUGUAGUGUUGGCAACAACAAAAGUAAAUGUAAAUGUAGCGAUGACAUUGCAAUUUCUUUAUUAAUUAGUAGAAAUUGAUUAUUAAAUGUAGGUUAAAGUGUGUAGAGCUUAUUUUGGUGGUGAAUUUGAUGAAAAUUGUAUAAAAAAGCAUUUUGUGUUAAUAUAUGAGAUUUUGGAUGAAGUAAUGGAUUAUGGCGUACCUUAGAUAGCAGAUGCAGAUCUUUUGAAAAAAGUAUAAGGGAUAAUAUUAAUAUAAAAUAGUAUAUAUAAGAAGGAGGAUUGAAGCCAGAGUUGAUGAAUGAUGUAGAGAAAUUAAAAUAAUUAACAUCAUAAGCAACAGGAGCAACAUCUUGGAGACCCCCAAAUCUUGUAUAUAGAAAGAAUGAAGUUUAUUUAGAUGUGAUAGAGAGUGUGAAUGUUUUAAUGUCUGUAAAAGGAACAAUUUUAAAGGCAGAUGUAGCUGGUUCAAUAUAAGUAAAAUGUUUAUUGUCUGGAAUGCCAGAAUGUAAAUUUGGAAUGAAUGAUAAAUUGUUAAUGUAGAGAGAACCAAGAAAGCCUGGAUAAACAACAACUGAUAAGGGAAUAACGAUUGAUGAUUUGAAAUUUCAUUAAUGUGUGAAAUUGCCUAAAUUUGAUAAAGAGAGAGCAAUAACAUUUAUUCCACCAGAUGGUUAAUUUGAAUUGAUGACAUAUAGAAUAACAGAAAAUAUAAAUUUACCAUUUAAAAUAAUGCCUGUUUAUAAUGAGUUAGGAAAGAAUAAAUUAGAGAUUCGAGUUAAAGUAUAUAUAAGUAUGCAUAUGUUGCAAGAUUAAAUCCAUUUUUGAGAAGAAUUUAUUUGCAACAAAUUUAGCCAUAAAGAUUCCAGUACCUAAGAAUACUGCUAAUGUAACUACCAAUUCUGCAAUUGGUAAAGCUAAACAUGAACCAGAUUAAUAAGGGGUUAUUUGGAGAAUUAAAAAAUAUCCUGGAGAUUUUGAAGCAUUAUUACGUUGUGAAAUUGAUUUAGGUUAAACUACCAAUUAAUAACCUUGGAUUAAACCUCCUAUUUCUAUGGAAUUUUAAGUUCCUAUGUUUACAGCUAGUGGAUUAAGAGUUAGAUUUUUAAGAAUUUAUGAAAAAGCUGGUUACAAACCAACUAAAUGGAUAAGAUAUAUCACUAAAGCUGGUGAAUAUUUACAUAGAUUGUGAAAGUAAAAUAAUCCAAAUAUAUAUAUAUCAAUUAUUAUGAGG